GGCGCCGCUUGGCGGCUCAGGGGCGCGGCCGGGAGCGGCGGGGCAGCGCGGGGGGAAGGUGCCUGGGCACUGCCCGCGGCAAGGGGAAGCUGCUUGGGGGUGCCCCGUACCGCCCAUGUAGUGCCGGCCCCUUUCCCGUCCCCUCACCCUCACGGCGUCGGCUGCUGUGUCUCGGGUGGGGGAUCUUGAGGCCAGGCUUUGCCCUGAUGGGCCUCUCUCGCUCCCUCCCUCCCUUUUAUGUCAGUUACAGUCAGUAGCCCUCCCUUUUGGGGGGUUGUUUAACUUUUCUGCAGUGAAUGUGUGAGCGGUCGGGCCAAGUAAAUAAGCGCUAAAUAAAUAUCCCUUACAACCUUACUUUAUUGAGUAUUGACUGUGGCCAGUAAUUUCCCUCAGGGUCACCUGGACGCCUCAUUCUUGUUGUAGGUCUGGGUUUUGUUCAUCCUGCAUUUUAUAUUCGACUGAACUGAGAAUUGGGACACAAUGUUGUCAUCUGCGCACAUACAGAAUAACGAUGGUCUAUCAGCGUUGCAUGUUCAACAAAAGCUGUCUUCUGACAUGGCUGAGGGAACAAGACGUGCACUACUUAUUACACCUGGAGAAGCAGCAAAACUCUGUUCAUUGAUUCAGUCCUGUGAAGACUAUUUUAGCAUCAGAAAAGUCAACCAACAUGGAAAAUAUUUUACUGGUCUAAGUGAAGAAGCAGACCAAUUUUCAGCAUGCAUGGAGGAGGAGCCCUUGAAGCAGAAUUGGUGUUCAUUUUUCAAAGUUGUGGAUAAACAUCAGACCAAGCUGAAAGAACUUUCACCCCAGCUCAAAAGCAGAUCACAGGAAAACUUCCUACAACAAAACCUGAGUGAAAUGAGAUGGUUGAAAGAAGAUGAAAUUGCCAGAUUGGAGGAAAAGCUUCUUGAAGCAGAGAUGACAAUCAGAUCAACAGAAAUGUUUUUGCCUUCUUUUAAAGUCACUAUUGAUGGAAUGACAAAUGUGUGUAACCUUUCUACAUCAGAUAUGAUUAAGAUUUCUACACAAGAGGAUUUACUGAUAAAGGAACUAGAGACUCUCAAACACAUAAAAGGAUUGUUACUGCACCUACUUAGAACAACAGAGCAUGAAGAAAUAAGCAGUAAACAAAUUGACAUUUUGAUGCAGAAGUUAACUGAAAGUGAAACUGAAAAUGAUGGUCUCAGAAAAGAAAUGCUUGAAACAGAAAAGCAUAUUGUAGAGCUUUCUUCUCAGCUUCAACAGGAAAAAGCAAAUGCACUAAAAGCAGACCACCUAUCAAAGUCAGUAGAAGCUGUACAAACCCACCUGCAAUACCAGAUUCAGAAAAAGGAGGCUGAGAAUGAUCAGUUGAAAGCAAAAUUACAGACUCUGGAAAAGAAAAUAACUGAGUGGAAGCUUCAAAUUGGCAAACACAAGCACCAAAUUUUAACUGUAAAGGAAACAAAUGAGCAAAAGAAGAAAGCUCUGAAAAAAGCAACCAGAGCCCAGAAACAAAGAGCUGAAUGUUUUGAAGCAUCUGUUGAAAAACUAACUUCCAAAAUUAGAAAGAGGGAAGUCAAAUUGUCUGAAGUACUUCCAGCUUCCAGUGUCUGGAAAAAUCUUCAUGAGAAGGCUGUAGAAGAAAAGACUAGGUUAGAGGUUCAAACUGAAACUCUGAAGAAGCAGAUCACAAACCUUUUGGAGGACCUGAAAAAAAUACAAGAUUGUGGAAGAAAUUCAAAUGAAGAAAUCCAUGGAAAACUUAAUUCUAUCAAUUCAGAAAAUGCAAAUAUUCGUCUUGAAAAUGCAAAAUUGAAGGCUUUACUUGCUGCUUUGGAAGAUAACACUGUUUCGGCUGAAGCUGAACUCUUAAACCUGCAAGAAAAAGUAAAACAGCAGGAGAACCUUGCUGAACAGUAUAAAACUCAGGUACAAAAAUUACAAACAGAAGCAGAAGAACUGAAAGCCAGAUAUGAAAAAGUGUUAAAUGAAAACAAAAUAACAGAAGCCAAAGAUUUAGAGAUAAGUGAGGUGAGGAGCCAGAUGCAGGCUCACUUGAAGGAGUUAGAACAUGUUCGUGACUUACUGAAAGUAUCUGAAGAGAGGCUGCAGGAGUAUCAGGAAAGCCUGUUGUCCUACAAAAAGAGCUAUGCUGACAAAUCCAAAACCAUUAGGAAGCUACAGGUCCAGAUGGAUGACAAGUUCUUGAGAAACCAUUCUUUGGAAGAGGAAAAUUGUAACAUUAAGAAGAAAUAUGAAUAUCUUAAAAGACAGCUAGAAAAGAUGGAAGUACAAAAUGAAGAACUUGCACAUCAGCUGGCAAACCAAGAGGAGAGUCUUCAGCAGAGUGAAUUGCAGCUUAAAGAGAAAUUAACAGAAUAUGAUGCUUUAGCCAGACAGUUGGAGGCUGCUUUGGAAGAAGGCAGAAAAAAGGAAUCUGAAGAGGUGGAAAAAAAUUCAUCCAAGGAGAGAGCUCUUCAGACAAAAAUAUUGGCUCUGGAAACUGAAUUGAGAGAGACACGAGAGGAGCAAAAGCGACUUGUCUGCAAAUUAAACAAUCGUGAGAAACAUCAGGAAGUAUGUUUGAAAGAAUUGGAGCACCAUCUACAAAAAUCAGAAAACCAGAACCACCGCAUCCACAAUUAUGUACAGUUCUUGAAAAACUCAUAUAUAACAACGUUUGGCUGAUUUCUUUAAUUUAGAAUACUUUAAAUAGCACUUUACAAGAUUCUGUCCUUAUUGGGUGUCCUUAACUCUCAGUGAAGUCAAUGGAAGUUGAGGACACUUUGCUGGAUUGAACCCUGUGUCAUUAGGGCUUCAUAGCAAAACUUUCACUCCCAAGUUUUUCAGAAUUGAGCCUACCCUGAAGUAUAUACACUGUCUGUCUGAUCAUGUUCUGAAUGUUUACAUGGCAUUACUAAUCUGCAUUUCUGGAACAAUAGUGAAGGAAAAACUGCGCAGUCUCCACAACAGAUAUGCUUUCCUGUUGUUCACUGUACUUCCGCUGCUGUAAAAAUCUCACUGGAUUCAAUUUGCAUUCCAGCUACCAUGACAGUAAUAGAAAUACUAUUCUUACUAUUUUGUAAGUGUAAUUUAUAAUUGAAAGAAAAUCGAUUCAGAUUAUUAUAUGGAGGCACUAAAUGUGGUGACAAUCCUCCUGAUAAUGGCCCCAAUUCAACAAGGUAUUUAAGAAUAUCCCUAAUUUUAAGCACAUAAGUAAUUCAUUUGAAGUCAAUGGGAUCACUCGUGUGCCUAAAAUAAACAGCAUGCCUAAGUACCUAGCUGAACUGGGUCCAGAAUGAAGGAAAAUUCUGAUUAUGUAAAUUGGUUUUCUAUAGCAAUAAUAUAAAAUAUUCUUACAGAAUUGUGAUACUGUUUUUAAAGGAUAACAGUUUCAGACAACAUCUAAACAUCUCAAUAUAUAAAUUUUAAAUGUAUAUUAUAUAUCCUAUAAAUGUCCUUUUUAUAUAAAAAAUAAACUGAUGUUUCUUA
Messenger RNA from Dermochelys coriacea (leatherback sea turtle), 3474 nucleotides. RefSeq names its product outer dense fiber of sperm tails 2 like (gene ODF2L). Gene Ontology annotation, cellular component: centrosome; ciliary basal body. Gene Ontology annotation, biological process: negative regulation of cilium assembly. The transcript is spliced from 19 exons. NCBI's taxonomy places the organism in Eukaryota, Metazoa, Chordata, Testudines, Dermochelyidae. Bases 481 to 2670 code for a protein of 729 amino acids. The record is from RefSeq and is a predicted model, not a curated record.